GGCCGCGGGCUCAGAUCGCUGAAGUCGUGGACGCGAUCCUUUCCUCUGCAGCCGUGAGGAUUGUUCUUGCUGAGGAUUUUGCCAUUUUUCUUUUUUCCUUCUUUGGGGGAGGAUUUCGCUGCCUUCCGAAGGUCUUGAACGAGCGCUCGGGCUCCGUAGGAAGGUUUUGGGCUUUCCGGCCUCGGAUUUUGCAUUUUCUCGCUGGGGACUGUCGUGGGGCUGCUUUCCACUGUGGAUUAUAACUGCAACAUGACCCUGGAAGAGCUCGUGGCGUGCGACAACGCGGCGCAGAAGAUGCAGACCGUGAGCGCCGCCGUAGAGGAGCUCCUGGUGGCCGCGCAGCGCCAGGACCGCCUCACCGUGGGGGUGUACGAGUCAGCCAAGUUGAUGAAUGUGGACCCUGACAGUGUGGUCCUGUGCCUUCUGGCGAUUGAUGAAGAGGAGGAGGAUGACAUCGCCCUGCAGAUCCACUUCACACUCAUCCAGUCUUUUUGCUGUGACAACGACAUUAAUAUCGUCCGGGUGUCAGGCAUGCAGCGCCUGGCCCAGCUGCUGGGUGAGCCAGCGGAGACCCAAGGCACCACCGAGCCCCGAGACCUGCACUGCCUCCUGGUCACGAACCCUCACACAGACGCCUGGAAAAGCCACGGCCUGGUGGAGGUAGCCAGUUACUGCGAAGAGAGCCGAGGGAACAACCAGUGGGUCCCCUACAUCUCCCUCCAGGAGCGUUGAGACUCUUCCCAGCAUCAGAACCGGCUGGGUUGCUACGAAAAAAAAAAUAAAAUAAAUAUUUGACCCCUCCCCCCCAGAACAACCCCCCCAAACGACCCAACCUGUGAGACCAUGGGGGCAGAAUCACUGGAGAAGAGGGGAGCAUGCCGCUGCCCCCAGGGCGGUGAGCCUGGAGCAGCGCCCGCUGUGGCCCCCCCCCCGCCGGGAGAGGAGAAGAGGGGGACCCGGGCCAGCAGGAGAGGGGAACCUGGAGCUCAGGCUCUGCAGCAGAGCAGCUGGAGUGGGGGAGCUGCAGCCUCCCCCACAGUGGAGGGCCUGGACUCCAUACUCGGGGUGGAGCGAGACCUACUGCGUCCCCCCACCCUGCUUGAGACCGGCACUGGCAUCUGCAUGGGCCUCGCUUGAGCGGGGGUCUGCACCCUUGCCAGGACCAGACUUUGGGACUUGGGAGCUGGGGCUUAUGUUGCUCUCUGUACCCAGGAACUCCCAGUUUGCAGACGGAAUAGACAAUCUAUUUUGUUACUUGCACUUGUUACUUGAACCACUGAGAGAGAUGGGAAGCUUACAGAUACAUAUAUUUUUACUUCUACAGUGACCUUGUAAUAAACUUCUAAAGCUUC
Messenger RNA from Mirounga angustirostris (Northern elephant seal), 1352 nucleotides. It is a transcript of the gene GADD45B, whose product is annotated as growth arrest and DNA damage inducible beta. Gene Ontology annotation, biological process: regulation of cell cycle. The record is from RefSeq and is a predicted model, not a curated record. Bases 250 to 732 code for a protein of 160 amino acids. The transcript has 4 exons. Gene Ontology annotation, cellular component: nucleus; cytoplasm. Lineage: Eukaryota; Metazoa; Chordata; Mammalia; Carnivora; Phocidae.